Messenger RNA from Eimeria maxima, 969 nucleotides. RefSeq lists its product as hypothetical. Bases 1 to 969 code for a protein of 322 amino acids. The transcript has a single exon. The record is from RefSeq and is a predicted model, not a curated record. NCBI's taxonomy places the organism in Eukaryota, Apicomplexa, Conoidasida, Eucoccidiorida, Eimeriidae.
AUGUGUACGGUGCAGGCAGUGCAGGAAGACCCCUGCAGCAGCUGCAGCAGCAGCAGCAGCAGCAACGGGAGGAGCCAAUGGACCCUUUGCCACUCUCCUUCCUCCCCUUGGUUGCAGACGUGGCAUUCAAAUUUCUGUAACCCUACAAGGGAGCAGCAGCAGCAGCAGGAAGAAGAAGAAAUGCAUGCGCAGCAGCAGCAGCAGCAGCAGUUGCAGCUGCAGCAGCAGCUGCUGCUGCAGCAGCAGCAGCAGCAGCACGGCGGAAGUGGCAAUCAAUGCUUCAAGGUUCAACACAGCGCGCUGCAAUCUCGGCAGUUCCAAGAGCAGCAGCAGCAGCGGGACCAGCAGCAGCAGCAGCAGCAGCAGCAGCAGGAAUUGGUGCUGCAACAGUUGCAGCAGCAACAGCAUUUACACCACCCGCCCCUGCAUCAUCAUCAUCAUCAGCAGCAGGCGCAGCAGCAGCAUCUGCAGCAACAGCAACAGCAGCAGCAGCAGCAGAUGCUUGUCUCUGCAGCCGCUGGACCUGCUACUCGCAGGAAGGCCCCAUACUUUAGUGGGCCAGCAGCAGCAGCAGCUGCAGCAGCAGCAGCUGCUGCUGCUGCUGCACCUGGAGAUGCUGCCUUUUUCUUACCUGAUGGCAGAUCUCCUCGUGGGAAUAUGAAGCAGCAGAAGACGUCGCAGCAGCAACAGCAGCAGCAACAGCAGCAGCAGCAGCAGUAUCCUGCAGCUGCUGCUUCUGCUGCACCAUGGCAGAAGGAAGUGGGCCCUUUUGCAGAAGACAACACGCAGCAGCAAAGGGAGGCCCCCUUGGGUACCAAUAGUUGGUGGAGGCCCCCAAGAGAGGGUACAGCUACUGUUAAGGGAGAGAGACAGGAGACAGCAGCAACAGCAGCAGCAGCAGGAAGUCCUUCAGCUGCUGCUGCUGCUACAAGGAGGGCGAGUACAAGUCAGAAGCAGCAGGUAGGAUGA